GUCAAAUUUCCACGCAUGUUUUUCCCUCGUGCGGCCGAAGCGAUCAUCUGAUCUGUUCAUUGGACAGAGACUUUGCAUCUGCCUCCAAUUCAGCACGACCUUAUCCAACAAAACCUGCCGACUGCACAGGGACGGACGUCGUUGCAAUAAAGUCUCGUUCAACCCAACUCACGAUUCUCGCAAUCUGCAUCUGAUUCCGAACGCAGCACCCAAGAAUGUCGGCUAAUCCAGGAACCGUGCGAGGCACGCCUGGUCGUGGCCAGGGCCGCGGCGCCAUCCCCUUCACCAACAGCCCGUCUGCCUCGGCAAUCCCCAGACCGGUUCUCGAGACUACCCAUACGUCAGCCGCCAGCGAUGCGGGCGCCGCCGCCGCGUCGUCGCUCAGCGCCAGCAGGCAAAAACAGACCAAGAGAGAUGAGGCAAUCCGUCGGAAAAUGGAGAACGAUCUCUCCAAGAAGAAGCACUUGACGAGCCGUGCCCGACACUCUCGCAAAGCCCCUCCUGGCACCGUCUUGGCCCUGAAGCCGAGCCCUGCCCUCCAGAUAAAGCCCGCGACCACGGUCGCCGAGGCCGCCCAGCUCAUGGCCGCAAAACGCGAAGACUGCGUGCUGGUCACCGACGACGAUGACAGGAUUGCGGGAAUUUUCACCGCCAAGGAUCUGGCCUUCCGCGUUGUCGGGGCGGGGCUCAAGGCGAACAGCGUCACCAUCGCCGAAAUCAUGACGAAGAACCCGCUAUGUGCUAGAACCGACACGAGCGCCACCGACGCCCUGGAUCUGAUGGUGCGCAAGGGCUUCCGCCAUCUGCCCGUCAUGGACGAGAACCAGGACAUCUCGGGUAUUCUGGACAUCACAAAGUGCUUCUACGACGCCAUGGAGAAGCUGGAGCGCGCCUACGCGUCGUCUAGAAGGCUGUACGAUGCACUCGAGGGCGUGCAGUCGGAGCUCGGUACCAGCCAGCCCCAGCAGAUUAUCCAGUACGUCGAGGCUCUGCGCUCCAAGAUGUCGGGACCGACGCUCGAGUCGGUGUUGAACGGCAUGCCCCCGACGACUGUCAGCGUGCGGACGUCGGUGAAGGAGGCGGCCCACAUGAUGAAGGAGAAUCACACCACGGCAGUCUUGGUUCAGGAUCAGGGAUCUAUUACGGGUAUCUUCACCAGCAAGGACGUCGUUCUCCGUGUCAUUGCGCCUGGGCUCGACCCGGCCACCUGCAGCGUUGUUCGGGUCAUGACUCCCCAUCCCGACUUUGCGCCCAUAGACAUGAGCAUCCAGGCUGCGCUUCGGAAGAUGCACGAUGGUCACUACCUCAACCUGCCCGUCAUGAACGAGGGAGGCGAGAUUGUCGGCAUGGUCGACGUGCUGAAGCUUACAUAUGCCACUCUUGAGCAGAUCAACACCAUGGGCGGCAGCGACAGCGAAGGGCCGGCCUGGAAUAAGUUCUGGCUCUCUCUGGACCACGAGACCGAGUCCAUGGUCUCUGGCGAUGGCUCGCACCAACAUACGAACCCCGGCCCGCGGUCACUCAUGUCGCCCGACAUGUCGCGCGAGCGCAUUACCGACAGCGUCGCGCCCGGCGACUCUGCCAGCCACGCCGGCGUUGACUCGCCCCCGCACAGCGCCCUCGGCAUCACGCCGGAGCUGCCGCCCGGCGAGCUGCCCUUCACAUUCAAGUUCAAGGCCCCUAGCGGCCGCGUCCAUCGGAUGCAGGUUACCGCUACGCACGGCAUGGCCGAGUUCGUCGGCAGCGUGACCGCUAAGCUCGGCUCCGAGGUGGAUGCGAUCGGCGGCACGCCCGUCGUUGAGGACGGCAAGCUGUCUGGCGGCUAUGCGCUCAGCUACCUCGACGACGAAGGCGACUCCGUGUCCAUCACGACGGACCAGGACCUGCUGGAAGCGAUCCUGCUCGCUCGCCACGGCCACCGCGAUAAGGUCGAUCUCUUCGUCCACGACCCCAAAGAGCCUCCUGUUCCCGCUGUGGUCCCGCCGAUCUACGUUGCGCCGCCCGAGCCGAUCGUGCUGCCCACGCCGCCUGCAUCGUCGGUCAUCCGCGAGCGCCGCAAGGUUAUUGGUGACGACGAGGACGAAGACGGCGAUGCCGAGGAAGAGGACGACGAGUCUCCUGCGCCCCGUGGCCGGCAGACACGCACGCGCACGGCGCCGCACCAGCCAGACCAGGUCAUUGCCGGCGUGCCCAACGAGCUGCUGCUUCCAGGUGCAAUUGUCACGCUAGCAAUAGUGAUUGCUGGCGUGUUUUCCAUCUCGAGGCUGUCGAGCAGGUAGAUGGCGAGCAAGUUUUGGGAGGAGGAGGGGUGCUGGAUGGCGAUACAUAUAGCCAAGGAGAUGGAUCUUAAUAUCACGUACGAAGGAGCGCUCGGUUUGGAAUUGCCGCUUGGGGGGGGGGCCAUCAUGGCAUAGAAAUGCGCGCUUUUGAGAGGCCAAGCGGCAGGAGUCUGUCUGUCUGCUCUGUUGUAGUAGAUUUUUCUUGUAUCAGAACUUUACGACCUUUGGCAUCAUCUCUCUACCCAUAGAUAUUAAUACGCAGUGGCCUUGUUCUGUAAGCGGCUUGUUUGGC
Molecule: messenger RNA, 2571 nt
Organism: Lasiosphaeria miniovina
Lineage: Eukaryota; Fungi; Ascomycota; Sordariomycetes; Sordariales; Lasiosphaeriaceae
Exons: 3
Coding region: 216-2279 (687 amino acids)
Molecular function (GO): protein binding
Source: RefSeq, a predicted model, not a curated record